GAGUGAAAUUUUUGACACACUUCACUUUAUAAAAUAAUAAUAAUUUGAGAGUACUUACAGAAUAUAAAGUGUAAUAUAAAGGGUAUUUAGGAUUUCCCAUUGUAAAUUUCUUACUUUUAUUCUUUUUCUUUGUAAUUGGGUGGGUAAAGCAAAUUCCUUUUUUUCUCUUAGGAACGUGUUUCAGUUUUUCUAAUUUUGGUUUUGGCAUUACAUCAAACAUCUGGAGUGCUUUCCCAAAUGGAACGGAGAUUCACUGCUGUUUUCUGAUAAUUUAAUCAUUCAAAACCUGUGCAGCAAAAAGAGAAAUGAGUUGUAGUCGUAUAGUGGCAGAGAACGUGUGGAAACAAAUUGAAUCAACUUCCUUUGUGACAGAUGAGCAACUCUCCAUCUUAAAUUUCUUGUUUGGAAAGAACUUUGAGCGAGCUACUAGGAUUGUGGAUCAAAGAGGUGUUAAGAGGAUCUCGGGGUUACCCAGUGGACGUUCCAUCUUUCAGGUUAUGGGAGAAUCUAAGAGAAAGGAGGAGUAUUUUUGCUUCCCUGAGCACUUUUGUGCCUGUUAUUCGUUCUUCUUUGACAUUGUGAACAGAGGAGAACAACUUUGUUGUAAACAUCAAUUAGCUUCAAGACUAGCUGCUUCACUAGGAAUUUGCAUUGAAGUUAAGGUCUCUGAUGAUGAGCUAGCUUUGUUACUUUCCAAACUUUGAAAUGAUUUUAAUGGAAUUAUCAAGUUAGAACAUGCGUAGAAUUCAGUUCAGAUGCUAAUAUAGUGUAGAUUUUCGAGAGAGAUAUGUAACAAAAUAGAUAUGAUGUGUGAAUGAAGUGCAUUCAAACAAACAGUAUAUUUCGAAAACACAAAAGUACUAAA
Messenger RNA from Cannabis sativa, 865 nucleotides. RefSeq lists its product as uncharacterized. Gene Ontology annotation, cellular component: Shu complex. The coding region runs from base 306 to 704 and encodes 132 amino acids. Lineage: Eukaryota; Viridiplantae; Streptophyta; Magnoliopsida; Rosales; Cannabaceae. The record is from RefSeq and is a predicted model, not a curated record. Gene Ontology annotation, biological process: double-strand break repair via homologous recombination. The transcript has 6 exons.